Molecule: messenger RNA, 971 nt
Organism: Neltuma alba
Lineage: Eukaryota; Viridiplantae; Streptophyta; Magnoliopsida; Fabales; Fabaceae
Exons: 3
Coding region: 238-717 (159 amino acids)
Source: RefSeq, a predicted model, not a curated record
AGAAACCUCCUGUGUCUAUUUCUUAUGCCGUUUUAAGUAUCCCAAAAUUUACACUAUUGCUGUUGAAUAUGGACCCCUUUUAGUUAUUUUUGAAUUCGACCUGUUUGGUGUUAUGUCUCUGAGAGUGUAGGAUGUGAAAAUGACACUAAUUUCUUUUCUUGAACCCUCUUUCCUUCACUCAUCCCUCUAUUUCAUUUAAAUCUCGCCUUAGCAAAUCCUUCAGCCAACGCACUAAUCAUGGCUCUGCAGGUAGAAGGAUGGCCCUUGGGAUUACUGAAUGGGAGGAUUGGGUUAGUGGAAACUGGCAGUGAUUUCUCCGGAUCAAUACUAACUGCUUCUCCCACUUCUUUCACUCAUUCUUCUCCAGAUCUUGAAUCGCAGUCCCCAGGAUCGUUGUACAAUGAAAAGACCACCACACUUGGAAGGCUAGUUGGUGAUUUUUGCCCCUUGGAACUCUCACAGAGAUCUACAAGGGCAAGAACAAGAAUAGCGAUGAAACCCUCGAAGGACAACAAUAAGAAGAGUCCCAAGAUGAAGCCAUGGCUGCCCUCCUUGUGUUCAAAGCAAACCACUGAUGCAGUGAAUGUGAAGGAUUGUCCUUCUCUUCGUCACUACCUUGAAGCUGAGAGAAGAGCUGCAGCUUCUUUCAGAUUCAGCCAUUCCAUCUAUUCUGCUUCCCAUUUUCCCCCAAUUAAACGCUCUAAUUCUCUAUCAUAACUGCACAUUCUCAGAGUUGAGAAUCUAUCCUGUUUACCAGAAUUUUACUUUUUUUAAGCCUUUUUCCUUUUUUUCCCCCUUUAUUCAUGUUUGUGUAAAAUAGAAAAAGAAGAAUACUUGAAGAAAUUUAUGCAUCCUCUUUUGAUGCCUCUAUCAUCUGUUUCAUUGUGGUAUGCAGAAAAAUGAUGACUUCUUGUUACUGGUUUCCUUUAAUGUGAGAUUUUAGCUGCCCAAGAGUGCAGCUGGUCUUGUUA